CCCCCUCAGGUGGUUGCUACUAUAAUCCCCAUUUUGUUGAUAGGGACAACUAAGGCAAAGCCAUUUGCUCAAGGUCAUCCUGCAAUUGAGGGACUUGAGCCGGAGUUUGGACCCAAGUGCAUCUAUUUUUACGAGCUGGGUUCUAACCUUGAACUGCCUCAGAUUCAGAAAAUUGACCCUGAGGUGGCUGCCUUCCUGCAGAAGCUGCGGAGCAGGGUGCAGAUCGGUGUGGUGGGCGGCUCCGACUACUCUAAGAUUGCUGAGCAGCUGGGAGAAGGGGAUGAAGUCACUGAGAAGUUUGAUUACGUGUUUGCUGAGAAUGGGACGGUGCAGUAUAAGCAUGGACGCUUGCUUUCCAAGCAGACCAUCCAGAACCACCUGGGAGAGGAACUACUGCAGGACUUGAUCAACUUCUGCCUCCGCUACAUGGCCCUGCUCAGGCUGCCCAAGAAACGCGGGACCUUCAUUGAGUUCCGGAAUGGCAUGCUGAACAUCUCACCUAUUGGCCGGAGCUGCACCCUGGAGGAACGAAUCGAGUUCUCCGAACUGGACAAGAAGGAGAAGAUCCGGGAGAAGUUCGUGGAAGCCCUGAAAACAGAGUUUUCAGGCAAAGGGCUGAGGUUCUCUCGAGGAGGCAUGAUCAGCUUCGACAUCUUCCCUGAGGGCUGGGACAAGCGCUACUGCCUCAACAGCCUGGACCAGGACAGCUUUGACACCAUCCACUUCUUCGGGAAUGAAACCAGCCCCGGUGGGAACGACUUUGAGAUCUAUGCUGACCCCCGGACAGUCGGCCAUAGCGUGAUCUCCCCUCAGGACACGGUGCAACGGUGCCGAGAAAUCUUUUUCCCAGAGACAGCUCAUGAGGCAUGACCGGGGCCCAUACCUGCCCCUCUGGACUUCCAGAGAUCUCCGCCUAGGCCUAAAGAGAGCCCCUGGCCCUUGGUGUUGGGUGGGGUGCCAGGGCCCCUCCUGUGACCCAGGAUGCCUGCCUCAUAUUACCUGCUGCAAGGCCCACCUUGAUGGGGCCAGGGUUUGUGUGGACAGCCAUCCCCCAGCUCCUCGUGGGACUGGCUCCACCCUCUGUGACAGCCCUGGCUACAGCUGCUGCUCGGGCUCCCGAACAGAACAGGUUUCUGUCUACGCAGGGAGGAGGUAUGUGCAAGGGUUGGUAAGAGGUAGAGCCCGCCCUGCUUGCCUGUCCCAGUGCGUGCAGAGCGGUGCGGAAGGUGUGUAUUUGUGAGAACGUUCUCUCGCAGACAUUAAAGUUCCCAGAACAAGAUAA
Molecule: messenger RNA, 1282 nt
Organism: Manis javanica (Malayan pangolin)
Lineage: Eukaryota; Metazoa; Chordata; Mammalia; Pholidota; Manidae
Source: RefSeq, a predicted model, not a curated record